Molecule: messenger RNA, 3787 nt
Organism: Malurus melanocephalus (red-backed fairy wren)
Lineage: Eukaryota; Metazoa; Chordata; Aves; Passeriformes; Maluridae
Gene: XKR5
Product: XK related 5
Exons: 7
Coding region: 34-2043 (669 amino acids)
Biological process (GO): phosphatidylserine exposure on apoptotic cell surface; engulfment of apoptotic cell; apoptotic process involved in development
Cellular component (GO): plasma membrane
Source: RefSeq, a predicted model, not a curated record
CCCUCCUCCUCCUCUCCCCGUGCUGCUCCCAGGAUGCGCGGGGCCGUCCCCGGGCUCAGCCUGGCGCUGCUGGCGGCGGAGAGCGGCGCCCGGCUCUGUGCCAUCAUCCACUACUUUGUCCGUGGGCAGCUGGGCUGGUUCGGGCUGACCAUCGCCUGCCUGGUGCCCGGCUACGCCGCCCAGCUCCUCAGCAUCCUCUGGUUCCGGGCAGACGGACGCCCGCCCGGCUGCUGGCUCCUGGCUCUGCACCUCCUGCAGCUGGGCCUGUGGAAGCGGUACUGGGAUGUCGUGUGGGCGGCGGCAGAGAAGGGCGGCGGUGCCGGGGAGGCGCUGGCUCAGCUCGGGGAUGUUUGCGUGCUGCGGCUCCUGGAGGCCCUGCUGCAGACCCUGCCUCACCUCCUGCUCCAAGCCUACGUGGUGGUGGCCGUGGAGCCAGCAGGGCUGAUCCCUGGUGUCAGCGCAGGGCUGUCCCUGCUGUCCCUGGCCUGGGCUUUGGUGUCCUACAGCCACUUCACCUGCCUGCUGAAGCCUGGCCACCUGAGCCCUCCAGCCGCCGUCAUCCUGUGCCUGCUGCUCUGGAGGACAGGCAUGCUGGGCACCCGGGUGCUGGCCCUGGUGCUCUUUGCAAGGCUCUAUUCCUUUUGGGUUUUUGCUGUGGCAGGURUCCACUGGCUGGUCAUGUCCUUCUGGCUGGUAGCCCAGCAGACGGAUAUUGUGGCCCAGCCGUGCCGCUGGAGGCUCUUCAAYUGCCUGCUGGGAGCUGUGUACAUCUUCUGCUACAUCAAUGUCCGGCCCGGCCCCUCCAAGAGCAGGGUGGCCGUGUUUUACUCAAUAAUGCUGAUGGAGAACACKCUCCUGCUGCUGUUGGGCACCCGGUUCCUGCAGGCAGAGCUGAGGAACAGCCUGAUGGUGACUGGGGCUGUCAUGUCGGGGUCUGUGAUAGGUGCUGUAGCUCUGGUGGUUUACUACAGCCUGCUCCAUCCCAAAUCCACAGAGAUCUGGCAGGGAUUCCUGGAGUCAACCUGCGGUGCUGUAGCAGGUGGGGACGAGGAGGUGUCUGGAGAGAGCUCCCAAGCUGGGCAGAGUUCAGGGACUUUGGAAGAUGAAGCAUCCUUGGUGGAGGAAGGGACCAAGACAGAUCCCAAAAAUGAGACCAGCUCAUCGUUCCUGCAGUCCAAAGGGUGUUUGGAGGACAGCUGGACUGACCAUCACCACUGGCUGCUGGUGAAGCUGGCCAUGAAGACGGGAGAUCUGUCUGUGAUCAACGCAGCUUUUGGAGAUGGUGGCUUGGGAGAGGCUUUUCCUGGAGGAUGGAUGGGGACAAAACCCCCUGGGGUUGAGCCCGGGGCAAACUUUUCCCUCCCCGGGGCAAACUUUUCUCUCCCCAUGAGGGACAUCCGUCCAUCUGGAUUGACAGUAGAGAACGGAGGGGGUGUCAAACCCAGCGCUGGAGCUGUGGGGGUGGCUCAGGAGGAUGGAGCAGGGCAGGAGCCUGAUCUCCCCCCSUCCACAUCCCAUCACAGCGGCUUCUCCCCAGACUCGACCGAGAGCUCCUCUGUGUAUUUCAGCGCGAGCGCAGGAGGCAUCACCUCGCCUGGGACAGGGACAAACAUGGCCCUGGUGCAAAGGGACAGCGAAGCACAGCCUCCCUCAGGCUGCCUGGGAGAAGGAGGAGGAGGAGGAAGAGGAGGAGGAAAGGAUUUAUCCCUUGGGAUGGCCAGCAUCAGCCCAAUCCUGGGCUCUUGUGCCCACAAGUGUCUGCAGAGAAGCUCUUCCGUCGGCACCACAGACAGCUGUGGGGUGGCAGGUCCCCCCAAAGARGGGACAGAASCCACAGGGACAGAGRGUGCCCUCGUGGGGUGCCAUCACCUUUGGGACACRCACCCCUGUGGCCCGCAGGAGACUGUUGUGAGGAGGAAGCUGAGGUCACCGUGCUUCACCUCCACCCCCAAGGCYGGUGCUAAAAUCCCCCAGCGAGGACUGGGGGAGCUGGCACAGGGGACAGACCUGUCUGGCUACCAGGGUGACCCUGGAAAUGGCUGAACUGUCACCUUGGGUCAGCCUUGGAGGGCCUGUCUCAUCAACAGGGUGUGGCAGGGAUGAAGAUUGUCCCCCCACAGGGGCUGAUGUGCUCCUCCAUCACUGGGGUGUCACCUGCCCUCUCAGCACAUCUUCUCCCUGCAGUUUUGAACAACUUCAAGAAGCCUUAAAACACCCUAAAAGUGCAGGGCUGGUUAUUUAUUGAGCUUAUUUAUGUCACAGUCCUGCCAGGCAGCUGGAGCAUUCUGCCUUUGGUGUGACAAUGACUUGAAGUGUGUCCUUUAACCAGUGGCUUGUCCCAGGGUGGAGCUCUGGUUGCUGUCUCCAGGGGCUGCAGUGCUGCCCAAAGCAGCUUUCUCAGGAYGAAUAAGUGCCUCAACCAGAAAAAUGAUGAGUUUUACUCUUUAAUAUCCUUCCUCCUGGGCAGAGUAAACCCUCAAGUAAGGCUCAGCAGUGCUUGAUUUAUUUUUCCCCACCAGGUUUAUGUGAGACCUUUUCCACAUCCAUUUUUGGGGGUCACAAAGGAUUGCAGRUCCUCUUUGUGCUGCAGAUCAGAACCUCAGGACAUGGAAUUACAGCCAAAAGCCACGUCCUGCCACUUGCCUGCUGUCCUGCUUCCUCAAGUGGCCUUUUCUCUGCAGCCUCCUCCUUGUCCCCUCUCAGCUGSAGAUCACAGCACCCCAGAAUUAUUUGGGUUGGAAUGGAACUUUAAGCUCACCCAGGUCCAACCCCUCYGUGGGCAGGGASAACUUCCACUAUCCCAGGUGACCACAUUAUGAUCCACCUGGAUGCUCCCUCCUAAACUCAGCCUCAAGCCAAAUCUCAGACCAGUUCCUACUGCCACCAUAAUAAAAUCCCUGGUGCAGGAAGGGUUUGUUAUUUCAAGAACUAAAAGCAUCACUGUUGUGGUCUCACAAACAUCCAGUGCUUCCCACUGGGCUGGCUGGRCAUGGAUUUGUGCCCAGGACACAGACUGGUGCCCAGGACAUGGCCUGACAUGUUAAUUGAGAUGUGAGCAGCUGGAUUCAYCACUGAGCUCGUGGGUGCCAKCUGGAGCACAUCUGGCUGUGCCCUCCAGCUGCUGCUCCACUGAGUGGGGUUCUGCUGCUGCCACGGGACAGGAAAAGGAGCAGGAAGGACACCUGUGAUGAAUUAUUUAAAAAAGCUUCCACAAUGCAUUCCCUGCUCAGGGCUGACCCAGCCAGAUGUUUCCUCAGGGCACUCAAAACCCAGUUGGUGCYGGGUAUGGAGUGAAGCCACAUUCCAGUGUGGUGAAGGCUGCCUGUCUCCAUCUGGACCCCAGCCCUCCGUGCUGUGGCUGGGAUCUGCAGGCAGGAGCAGCUCCAGAGGCUUUUCCAGAGUCAUUCUCACUCUGGAUCAUACAGAAGGGAGCAUUAACAGGAAUUUUUACCUGGCUUGGUUUUCUACUUUUGAUAAUAUAUCAUUAUGCUUUGAAAGAACCCAACCAGUCUUUGCUGUGUCUCUGUCUCAUGUUGGGGGUGAAAGUAAGUGUGGACUGGUCUCUGUUCCCACUUUUUGCUCCUACAGCUCCUGCAGGAUGAGUCUGUCAGGAUUUCCAGUGGGAGGGUGAAAAGGGACCUGAGCAACAGGAUCUGAGGGAACGGCCUGAAAAUGUGUCAGGGAAGGUUUAGGCUGGAUAUUACAAAAGGAUUCAACCAGCAUGAAACUGUCCCAUGGGCCAGUCAGAAAAGAAAUAGAAUCUUGAGAAAAUAAAGAAUGCUUGUGU